GCCAGCAAUGGACAAUCCAAAUUCGGUACAGAGACUCACAGCCAUCCAACAAAAUCCGGAACCCAGAAAGUGUGAGAGAAGUCAUGGAUAUCGUAAAUCUCUCACUCUCAAGACCUCCACCUUCUCUCCCCUUCUUCUCUUCUUCCCACUCCACUUUCCUCCACAAUAACCUCUCCGUCAACUUCAGAACCCGUAAUUCUUUGGCCUUAUCAAACAGAGGCAGACCUGGAAUAGCCAUCAAGAAGAAGGGUUUUACUUGUAAUGCUUUGUUUGGUCUUGGAGUGCCAGAGCUAGUUGUCAUUGCUGGAGUGGCUGCUCUGGUCUUUGGACCCAAGAAAUUGCCUGAAGUUGGGAGGUCUAUUGGAAAGACUGUCAAGAGCUUUCAACAGGCUGCAAAAGAGUUUGAGACAGAACUUAAGAAGGAUCCUGAUUCUGCAAUGGAAUCUGCUGAAGAGAAACCUACAGCAAUCAGUGAAGAGAAUAGAGAAGGCACACAAGUUCCGAGCUCCAAGUAGAUUCUACAAUUUCGUAGAAAUAUAAUUUUGUUGGCAUCUCAUCUCAAAUCAUAUCCAUUGUACCAAAGAUUAGAACUAGUAGAUCAAUUUCAAUGUAUGUCAGCACAUGAGAACUCAUGUUGUGGAAUAGCAAGCUUAUCUUGCCUCUGUAUUAUACAGCCUUUUUGAGAGUUUAAAAGAUAUGAAUUCUGCCGCUCUCCCGGCUCCGAUCAAUGGAGGAAUUCUGUAGUUUUUGCA
Messenger RNA from Tripterygium wilfordii, 752 nucleotides. Its product is annotated as sec-independent protein translocase protein TATA, chloroplastic-like. The transcript is spliced from 2 exons. The coding region runs from base 84 to 515 and encodes 143 amino acids. Gene Ontology annotation, biological process: protein transport by the Tat complex. Gene Ontology annotation, cellular component: membrane. NCBI's taxonomy places the organism in Eukaryota, Viridiplantae, Streptophyta, Magnoliopsida, Celastrales, Celastraceae. The record is from RefSeq and is a predicted model, not a curated record.